AUGCCUGGUAGGAUGUCUGCUCUAUUUAAGAUCGAGAUCAACUGGCUGCGCGGGAUCUACAUCGCGGUGUUCUUCUGCAACGCCAUCUUCGCAACCAUGUUCAAGACGAUCGGCCAAGGCCUGCUGUCCUCCUUCGGCACCUUUUCAGAAUGUGAUUCGGCGGAUAUCGAGUCUUGCCAGGGUAACCAGAUGAUCUUCCGAGCCAGCUUCAGUAUCUCCAUGUUCUUUCUGAUGAAAGCACUACUUAGUCGAUUUGGAUGGGUCCAGCCACGUCAACGGACAAUGAUGAUUCUGGUUUGGGUCGAGAUCCCGGUGCUAGUGGCUCUGCUAGUCGGCUCAUUCUACAUUCCAAACACAUUCUUUGACGGGUAUGUGCCUUUCACCCGAGUCGCGUCGGGGUUCUUCAUCCUCUUCCAGAUUUUCUCCAUCGUCAGCGUUUCAUAUCAAGUACGAGACACACUGUUGAACGCUAUCGAAAAUGCUGAAAAGGCUGCAACUGAGGGUAAACUGGACAAGGGAUCGUGCGCAGGAAGCGUGUGCUUGUGGAAAACAGCGUUUUUAGGGGUUUGCGCCGGAUCGCUUGUUGCCGUAGGAGCUGCUAUUGCUUACCUGUACAUGCGAUUCGGCGAUUGCUCGUUGGGUCUUGCAUUCACGACCAUUACAAUUGUGGCGGCUAGUCUUCUUAUCAUUGUUUGCAUAUCAUCGUGGCUGGAAGUGGGUUUAUUGCCACCUUGCGCUAUCUCGGCAUAUCUCGUACUUAUGUGCUGGCAAGCGUUAGUCAGCAACCCCGACAAAACCUGCGAGCAUCGUGAUCAUCCACCACCUACUCCUCAAGACGAGGAGGCGGCAAAUACGAACAGCAUGAUUGCCAAUGCCGUGAUCGCAGCCUUCGCUAUGACAUGGACGAGCUGGCGAACCUCGAGUGCAGCCGCCAAGUUACUAGUUCGGCGCUCACCCCCACCUCUCCACAGAGAUACUUCAAUCGGUCAUCCAGCUAAUAGCAGUGACCAAUUCACUGCUGUCGUCGUCAUGCCCACGCAACACACCGACGAAAUCCCAGCCACCACUCCAGCCGUAACUACAGUGGAGCCUUCCCAAGAAAAUCGAGAACUCAUCCAUGAACCGUGGCAAUUCUACAGUAUGAUGUGCCUUGCAGGACUGUACAUGGCGAUGGUGCUUACAGACUGGAAUUCUGCGGACGGCUCCUUCAACGCCGUAUCCAUGUGGGUGAAGAUCGUCGCGCAGUGGGUCACGAUUCUUAUGUUCUCCUGGACUCUUAUCGCUCCAAAGCUCUUCCCAGACAGAGACUUCAGCUAG
Molecule: messenger RNA, 1317 nt
Organism: Phytophthora nicotianae INRA-310
Lineage: Eukaryota; Oomycota; Peronosporomycetes; Peronosporales; Peronosporaceae
Exons: 8
Coding region: 1-1317 (438 amino acids)
Cellular component (GO): membrane
Source: RefSeq, a predicted model, not a curated record